AUGUCUGCCUUGUGUACCUCCGACAGCUUCACGUCGCUGUCGAGAGGCCGGAGCCAGCGAGCGGCAAAUUCUCGCUCCGCGUCGGGAUCGCAAAGUGGCCCGGAUGCCUCCCCGCCGGACUCGCACUUGGAUAUGUGGAGUUCUUUCCAGGAUCCGCCGCCAUCAGGGAGGACCAGAAGCGACCGGCCUGGUCCAUCUUCUGCCUCUCUGCAGCGCGUUGCAGGCCUUGUUUCUUCUCGCAGGGAUGGCGCUUCCCCGUUGUCUGGUCUUCGAGACUCGCACUUGGACGACUGGGUGUCGAUUCAGGUGCAUCCCACAGCCUCGCAAUGUGCUGGGUCUUCUCCUCGCCCUUCGCCGCCGCAGGCGUCUGCCGCCUGGCUCUUCAACCUUUCUUCUGACCCGAACGCCUCUGUGCCGUUGACGCAGUCCCGCUCUACAGGGGGUCGUGGAGAGGCUUUCCCUUCCCCAGCGGAUCAACUGGACGCAGGGUGGAGCGGGAACGCUCGGCUGUCUCGAGGAGCGGGGCCGCUCUUGCGGGCGUCUCUGCAGAACCUCGGCCUCCAGAGAGGAGCAGACGCCACACAUGCAGAGGCAGAAACGUUUUCUGCAGCCCUUCGCGGUUCCUCGAAAGCAUCGGUCGGCUCGCCUGUCCUUUCUUCUGGGGCCGGCGGUGUCGGGGAGGCGCUGGAAACGUGGAGGCGGGAACCUGCGGAAGCGCCUUCUCGUCGCGUGCGGAGCGCCGGAGACGUGCGGCUGCAUGCGCUGGAAGUCUCCGCACACGGGAGCGAGCCGGCGAGUGCCUCGGCUGACCGCCCAGGGACUCAAAGCAGCAGCCCCGGGGGCGCAGAAGCGAGAGCGCCGACGCAGGCUUUCACCUUUUUGGAGGUGGCGACUCCUGGCAGAGUGGACGGAACCAGCAGGGAGGAAGGUCACUUGAGUGUCGGGCGACGCGGCCAGGAGACGACGGAGGCGCUCCGCAUCGAGAUGCGGCCGAUUUUCGUGGAGCCGACAAGCGAAUCGAGGACAACGCCCUUGAGCCGAGACGCCUUCCACAGUUUCAACCCUCGGGCAGUUCCUAGGGACGCACAGAGAACGCUGGGUGCGCCCUAUCGAACUGGUGAGCUGUGUGGAAAACCAGUUGACCCUGACGUGUACGUACACUCGGCGGUGCCUCGGGACGAGGCGUCCCCGCUCCGACUGGACAGUUCCGGAACCGGUCGAAACUCCGCAGAGGAAAAAGUCGAAGAGAGGACCUAUCUUCUUGUCAGUUCCGGUCACGCGCCGGAGAGGAUCGUGUUGCUUCCCCGUCAACUGGAGGAACUUCGCGAAGAGCAGAAGGCGAUUCAGCGUCGCCAGGAGCUGCGGCGCGAGCAGCAGGCGCUGCAUGCGCUGAAGAUGCAGGAAAUUGAGCGACAGCAAAGGGAUCUGCAAGCUCUCAUGUCGCGCGUUCGUCUCGAGCAUGCGCCCCCGCCUGUGCGGCCAGCGUCUGCGUUCGAGCACAUCGGCGCGCCAAAGGGAGGGACAAGUGACGUUCCGGGCACUCCCCAUUCUCCCCAGACUCCGUGCGCGGUGUCGUGCGAGCGCAUCGAAACGGCACCAGAGGAAAGCGCAGGACACGCACGAUCCGCACACGCGGAAGAGAAGAGGCGUGUGGGCAGAAGGCCCCUUUGUGUUGACAGCGACGCAGUGCAUGCGCAGACAUCCAGGGAGGUUCUGUCGUUGUCUGUCGCGGAAGUUCGGAGCGUCGAGUGCGAGAGCUUGCCUCGCGUAGAGGUGUGGACGCCGUGGGCGUUUCAAGGCAGGAGCACAGAAAACAGCCGAAGCGGGAUCUGGCCAAGCGCACAGGCAGACGGAGUUGCGAAGAGAGCGAUCUCAGUGCCGGGAGCAGGAGAACUGCGUUAUCGGAAACGCGGCCAGCAUUCGAGUCAAAUCGUCUCGCCCGCUGCGCUGCUGCGGAGUCUCUCGCUGUCCGUGCGACCAGACAGGCAAGAGGCAGAGACGGGGAACGCAGCGCGCGUCCGAGGAGGCGUUGUGGACGAAGGCGACGCGUUUUCGCGGAAGAGCGCGGCAGCUGGCGGCAGGGAGGUCGAGAGGACAGACGGACCAACCAGAAACAGCAGCCCGCGCGUCUGUGCGGUCUGUGAGCAGGCCAUGCAGCUUCUUUCGGGAAAAGAUCGACAGCUCCUGACAGCGUGCGAAAAUCGGGGAAGAGCGACACAACCCGAGGGAGACGCCUCACAGAGGGACGCACAACCUGCCGGGCGUCCCGUUGAUGAAGGGUGCGUGCCGGCGAGUAACGCCUGCGUCCGCGGGCUUUCCAACCCUCAUUCUUCUCCCUGCCCUCCGUCUCGAGUCGCCCCACUGCUCCCGAGUCCCCGACCCGCGUCGCCACCGCCUCGCGGACCACGCCUGGCGUUUGCCGCUGCGGGCUGCGGGUCUGCGCCGUCGACCGGAGAGGUCCGCGAGGCGCGGCUGACGUGCGAGGUUUUGAAGGAUGCGCGACUCCGGACUGGAGGAAGGGAGAAGCCGGCGACGCGGGUCGGAGAAGCCAGGAAGGAUUCGAGGGCCUUCGAAAGCACCUCGAGAUUGGGGCGCAGUUCACAGGGCCCCGUCGCUGCCUUGAGUCAAUCCGUGGGCCUCGACUCGAGUCUCGGACCCGACCCGCCACUGAGUUUUCGGCCUUUGCAGUCGUCGGCUGCGUCGCUGUCUUCUUCGUUUGCCGUGCCGGGCCGCGGCCGCCCCGUCUCGGGAACUGACUCUCGCGGGUCGGAGUCGAGAGCAGCUGCUGAGCGCGCAGCUCUGGCCGGCCUGACAGCGCACCUUCUGUCGUCUUGGUCGACGCAAGCGCCGUCGUCGGCGAGCCUCCUCUCCUCUCUCUCCCCCUUUGCGCUCUCGCUGCUGUCUUCUCUCCGCGCUCCCCCUGCUCGCCUCUCCGGCCUGAUGCAACUCCUCCUCGCGCAGCCCAGCGCGUCGGAGACCGAGACGGAAGGCAGUGCCUCGUGCAGCAGGCGAGACAAAGUCGGCGCCUCGCGCCCUGCGCCGCCAGAGAAAAAGGCCAAGCCAGCUGGACUCGAAGGGGCUCCGGGCCGAUCGCGCGAGGAGGCUGCGGCCGCGUCUCUGCUUCAGUCUUUGAGUGGGCUCUUCCCGUCUCUGUCUGGGACGCCGCGCCGCAUAUCUGAGGCGAAGGAGCGCAAAAGUGCACGGGAAACCUUGCCUUUCCGCGGAGAGAAAAGACAGGACUCGGCGAAGGACAAAAGACCCCGACUCGAACGGAGCGGAGAGUCGAGCUGGGAGACAGAGAGCCUGUGCAGAGAGGACGCGAAAGGCUGGGAAAGGUUUUUCGAUGGCCCCCUCACCCUCUCUACCCUAGACGCGUCGUCUCCGGCGCAGACGUCAAAGCAGUCGGGACAGGAAAGCAAGGCCGGUUUGCUGCCGUCUUUUGACGCCAAGCGAGACAGGCAGGAGCCGAGGAGACGACCGAGGUCUGCGGAGCGACGACCGAAGAAGCCUAGAGAGGGCGAGGAACCCGCGAAGCGCGACACGCGCGGGGAUGGGCUCUUCUCGCCGCGCGCGUCGGCGCUCACAGACCAGCCAAGUGAGGCGGGAAAAGCCGCGUGCGGGGUGUCCAGACAGCUGCUCGAGGUACUCGUCGAGCGCGUGAAGCAGACGACCGCAACGCAUCGUUCGUCGCGAAAAGACCUCGCAUGUCCGCGAGAGCAGGGUGAAACUGACGAGGCCACACGAACGACCGAGUCUCGCCCGCCGGAAAGUGACUCCCUGGCCGAGCUUCUGCCCCUGCUGCUGCUUCUCGGCCACGAAGCGCUGCGGACGGCGACGCACGGGAGAGGUCGAGAAGAGAAGGCGCGAAGCGCGAGAGAGCGGAGGGACUCGGCACAGAGCGAGGCCGCCGAGCAUCUGCGAGGGCGCGGUCGAGGCCGAGGAACGCGGCCAGAAGGGAGCCGAGAAAACUCUCGAGAUGGGAUGGCCGAAAAGCGCCGAGGGAGCUCCCAUGGCAAUCGGGAGGAGAGCGUUCCUGUGGUGGGCGCAGGGGAACGCGCUUCGAGUCCCGGGCGGGGGAAGCGAAGAGAUGGAAAGCGCAUCGGGCUAGCGGGUCCCCGAGGUUUGGAGAGGGAGCGAAGACGCGAACAGAGGAAGAAGAGCGAAGGAGCAAAGGAGACCAGUGCUGUCCUAGCAAGCGAGAGCCGCACCGGUUUCCAGGACGACCUUGAUUUUCGCCAAGCCGCGCAUCGAGGCGGAAGGUACAGCGACGGGAAGCCGUUCCACCGGGAGGGGUCUGGCGAGAAGACCGAGGAUGCUGAGGUGUCUUUGCACCGGGAAAGGCCGGACGGCGAGCGACGCAGGCGAGACUCCAGUCGAACUCGUGGAGGGAGCCUCGGCGCGGGAGUUGGGACUUUCUUAGGGGCCAAAGAGGAGCGCCGGCGCUCGCGAGUUGUGGGCGAGAGCGACGUUCGCGUGCGUGACCGUUCCGCCGCGGAAAAUGUGAAAAGGUGGAAAGAGACGAAGCUGAGAGGUGACAGGGACUUCCCAGGAGACAUGGCUUCUCGGUCGAACAGCCCAAAGUUCGGUGGGAGCUCAUGCGUUCGAGGGCAGUUGCGAGAGUCGCCGACGGACCGCCUUGUUUGCCUUGCUCCGCCGCCCGGGGACGUUUUCGAGGGCCUCCCGCGAUCCACCGCGGAGGAAAGUGCGUUGAAAGAAGGCUGCUCACGAUGCCAAGUGGAGGAGAGGAAGGCGUUUCGGCGAACGCGAGACCGAGAGUCAACCGGAAGAACGCAGGCGGCAGGCGGCUCCAAGGGCCUUGGCCGGAGCCGCGGGCUCUGCACGUGGGAAGCAGAUAUCGUAGGCUCGCAAGACUCCGCGUUGAUUCCUUUGGCGAAGGCCGGAGAUUCUUGGGGAGUCGAGGAAGAGCACGACGGCGACGACAGGCGUGGAACGCGGCCGAAGCCCAGCACGGUCCAUUUGGCAGGCAAGAGCAAGGACAAGAAAGGCGAGAGAAAGCGGGCUGAGAUCUCGCCGGUCGCCUGGAAGUCUCUGGAGUGGCAGGAGCGAAGUGCCGAGUCGGAGAACGGACCGAUUGAGGACCGGACAACGGCGUCGGAUGCGUCCCGUUCAUCCCAGACUCAGUCCUCCAGCCGACUCCAGGAGUGGGCUGUGGAGGUGGACCCGCGCAGCCACAGUGUCGAAAAAGGAUCGCGCGUGUCGAGGAGCGGGCGGUCCCCGUCGGAUGUGUCUCUCGGUCGUCGGAGCCGUCCCCGGCGAGUCGAGGGCACCGCGGCGAGGAGAUCGAAAGAAUCGGAGAGAACAUCUUUUUCUCCCUCGAAAGAGAAAAGCGAGAGGAGUGGGCCCGGGGCUGGGAAGAUCGGGCGGGACGCCUCAGCAGGCUCGCCGGGGAGACGCUCGGAACGCAAGAAAAAGGGAGAUCGUGCAAAGAAGGAAGAAGACGAGAGGGUUCUGCUGGCGCUUCUGGACUCCAUCCAACUCUUCGUCGACGCCGAGGCUGCGAAACGCGCGAAAAAGAAGGCGCGGGGCGGGCGGUCCUCGGGGGACUGCACAGGCCUGCGGUGUGAGCGGAAAGGAAGAGAAGGAAGAAGAGAGCAGUCGGGAGAUUUGGGAGGCGCAGGAGGGGCCGAGGCGGCGCCUGCGCGGUCACAAAGGAGCGGAGCGAAGGUGGCGUCGCCGCGUCCUGGCGGAAGCGCGUCCACUUCGUUUUUCGAAAAGAGAGGAAUGUCUCGCUCGGAUCACAAGACAGAGGGAGCGGAAGACGCAGAGAAACCCGAGCGUGCAGAGGUGGGGCGGCUGAAAUCCGCCGAUUUGUUUUCCGUUGGCCAGGCGCGAGGGAGUGACCGGGUCGACGCUGCUUUCAAACACGACUCUUUCCUGCAAGACGCGUUCUUCGCCAGUGGAGGGAAGCGAAGGCCGCUCGUGAUUGAGAGCUGCGAGGCGCCGGCGUGGGAGAAAAAGGCGCUGCGCCCGACGCAAGAAGACUGGACAGAGAGCGAACGCAAUGUUGAAGAGUUUUUGCAGGUGCACGCGCGGCGGUCUCCAGAGCGCCCAGACUUUUUUCCGGACAAGGGACGCGACGGCGUGGGAGAACGCCCUCGGCUCUUUCCUGAGAGUUCCCGCCUCGCAUUUUCGUGGAAGGAAGACGAAGCAGCGUGGCGAGUGCGGCGCGCGCAGGAGGAACCUUUUCUGCUGGGCGGGAAGCAGGCGCCGUCGAAACUCGGGAGCGGGGCACCGAGAGGAAACCUCGGGCCUUCGUCUCACAGAGCUGGAGAUGCGGGAAGCGCGGAGGGAUCUUGUGAGGUUUCAUGUCGAGGAGUCGCGCGAGGAACGGGGACGGGGCCGAGGGACAGAGGCGAGAGGAAGGGCCAUCGAGUAGGCCAGCGACUCGACGAGGCUCGCGGGCGCAACGCGCUUUUGUGGACAGAAACGGUUCUCGGUUUCGGCGGAGAAGCCGUCUUUCAAGAGAGCGAUGGCAAGAGCCUCACGCGUCGCAAGAGCAGCGCCGGAGGCCUCUCAGAGUAUUUCACUCCUCUCUCGGCCUCGGCCGCUUCGUUCGCUCCAGGAGUCGGACAGUCCAAACACGGCGAGCUUCGAACCGCGAAACCGCCCACGGGCGAGGACAAGCGUUCGCGGGCAGCCUCCUCGGGCGCGCGCGACGUCGCCUCGUUGCCUGACAGCACCUCCGAUGGAAGGACGAGCAACGAAGGGAAGGGAAAGAAGAGACAAGACCUAUCCCCUGGAAGUGUGCCUCCCCCCCACUCGAGCGGCAACCCUUCAACACAAGUGAUGCCGACAGCCGCGAGUCUUGAGCAGAUCCAGUCGGAUGCUCAGGCUCUCCAGAGGUGUCUGUCCUAUCUCCGCCGGCUGCAGGGGGCGUCCAGGAAGUGCUUGACUCGCGCUUCGCAGAAGAGCUCGACAGAGUCGAGCAGUGAAGAAUCUGCGGCGGCUUCCGCGACAGGAGCCCGAACAAGGAGAACGGCCGCGACCGGAAGGGGUGGUGCGGGCUCUCGAAGAUCCGAAGAUGCCGCAUACGAGACAGGCAGAAAGGCGCGGUUGGGCGCGGAGACCAAAAAGCGUCGAGGGCCUCCGGCGGCUGCAGCGAGGAGAAAGACUUCAAUAGGUCGCCUGCAGGACUUUGCGGCGGGUCUUCCGGCGGAGACAGACUGUCCCUCAGAAAACUCUCGGGAUGACGCUGAGCUUGCAGAGCGGCUGUCGUCUUCCAGCGCGUCUUUCCCAUACAUUGGACUGCAGUCUUGGGCGCAGACGGACGUUGCUGAGUAG
Messenger RNA from Neospora caninum, 7302 nucleotides. RefSeq lists its product as hypothetical. The record is from RefSeq and is a predicted model, not a curated record. Lineage: Eukaryota; Apicomplexa; Conoidasida; Eucoccidiorida; Sarcocystidae. The transcript is spliced from 3 exons. The coding region runs from base 1 to 7302 and encodes 2433 amino acids.